Messenger RNA from Parastagonospora nodorum SN15, 192 nucleotides. RefSeq lists its product as hypothetical. The record is from RefSeq and is a predicted model, not a curated record. Lineage: Eukaryota; Fungi; Ascomycota; Dothideomycetes; Pleosporales; Phaeosphaeriaceae. Bases 1 to 192 code for a protein of 63 amino acids. The transcript has 2 exons.
AUGGAGAAUAACUUCGAUACCGAUACAAAGCAGCUACCGCCCCAUAGCUUCUUGCCGAUUCCAGGCCGCUACCAAUAUCGAUCAGAUCGCGAUCCUCUCGAAAUACCGGAAGCCGGGAGAGAAGCUUACUACGACUAUGGAGAGGUUAAAGCCGCCAUGUGGUCAGAAACACCGAAGAGAAACAUCGUCUAG